CAUUUCCUGCUCCCAUCACCUUAUCUUCUGCUCCCCUCCUCCACUAUAUCUCCUUUUAUCUCCUCCUUUUCAUCCCCUCCAUCCACCUCAAUUGCAUCAUCUCCACCCCCUUCAUUAUUAAUUCCCCCGUCUCAUCCCCUACUCGCCUCCCGCCCACUGGCCCGCAUGUCGUCCUCCUCGAGCUCGAGAUCCGGGUCUCGUCCUCCACCACAAUCCUCCACCAAAAACAGCUCCAUCAACUCGCUACACCAAUCCGCCGCCUCUUAUUUCUCCUACCCCGUCACCCACGUCGUCUCCGGUCUCUACCGCCGUCUCACCGACCCCCCCAACAACACCAACACCAACACCAACAACAACAACACCACCAUGCGCCGCCAGACCGACCAAGUCUUCACGCCCGUCCGCACCGCCUCUCCCUUCCAACCUCCCCCUCUCACCCCUCUCACCCUCUCCGACCCCUCCACACUUCUCACCCGUUCCCUGGCUGAAGAAAUCCGCCUCCUCGUGCCCCCGCGCCUCCAACUCAUCAACAACUGGCAUCUAGCCUACAGUCUCGACCGCGACGGCGCCUCCCUCUCCACUCUGUACGACCACUGCCGCGACAUAUCCUCCCGCAGCCCUCGCGCCGGCUACGUCCUCGUCAUCCGCGAUGCCUCGCCCUCCUCCACCGCCGUCUUCGGCGCCUACAUGACCGAUCCCCCGCACCCCGACUCCCACUACUACGGCACCGGUGAAUGCUUCCUCUGGCGAGCGAGCGUCCUCCCGCCCGCGACCGCCAUGCUGAACUUCGCCUCGGAUCUGGAUGGUGCGGGCGCAGGCGCAGAGGCGUUGGAAAAGGCCGGGUUCCCGUUGCCGCCGUCCGCGGAUACGACGAAUGCGGGCCGGUCAACGACGCUGCGGACAGGCGGAGGCGAUAAGUGGCUGUCUCCGAGCACGGCAACGGGGUCGGGCACGGCGAGUGGAAGGACAAGUGGGACGGUUACCCCGGAGCAGAUUCGUUUCAAGGCGUUUCCGUAUAGCGGGGUGAAUGAUUACAUGAUUUUUUGUGAGACGGGGUUUUUGAGCUUGGGUGGAGGUGACGGACACUACGGACUAUGGGUUGAUUCCAGUCUCGAAAAAGGCGUCAGCGCGGCCUGCCAGACAUUCGGGAACGAGCCGCUCUCAGACGAAGGUGUCAAGUUCGAUAUCAUUGGCGUCGAAGUGUGGUAUGUCGGCUCUUGAGUACCACACGGUAUUGGUAUGUGAUGGGGUGGGGUUGCUAUACUUCGGACUUCGCAGGGAAAAUGCAUCGAAGGAUAGAGCUCAAGGAGCGUGACUACUAUCUGCGGGCAGAUUGGUCAAUAAUGUCAGAUUGCUUGGUGCUCGUUGGACAUGGAUGAGCAGAGCAGCUCUCCCCCGACAGGGGCAUGCCAUGGGCUGCCUACCCGGUGGCUACGAAAGACUGACGGCAGCGCUGGCGAUAGGUACAGGAUACCCAGGUCGAGUCUAAUUGCAUAUAGGUGCCCAGCGGGCCCCGAAUAUGAAUAUCAUCCAUC
Aspergillus ibericus CBS 121593 is the source of this 1535-nucleotide messenger RNA. Its product is annotated as putative oxidative stress response protein Oxr1. NCBI's taxonomy places the organism in Eukaryota, Fungi, Ascomycota, Eurotiomycetes, Eurotiales, Aspergillaceae. The transcript has 2 exons. Gene Ontology annotation, biological process: response to oxidative stress. Bases 166 to 1221 code for a protein of 351 amino acids. Gene Ontology annotation, cellular component: nucleus. The record is from RefSeq and is a predicted model, not a curated record.